This is a messenger RNA of Sphenostylis stenocarpa, 789 nucleotides long. The record is from the annotation of a GenBank genome assembly. Lineage: Eukaryota; Viridiplantae; Streptophyta; Magnoliopsida; Fabales; Fabaceae.
AUGAUUAGGUCUUUUGUUGGGAAGAUUCAAAAGGGUGUCUCACAGAUUGGACCUGGAAAGCCUACACUUAACUACAUGAAAGAAAAUCAAUUGGGGACCACAAAUGAUAUGCCAGGUGACGUUAGUAAAGGGUAUUUUGCUGUUAUUGCAAUCAAAGAUGGAGAAAUUAAAAGGUUUGUUGUUGAGCUGGAUUACUUGACUCAUCCUGAAUUCUUGGGACUCUUGGAUCAAGCUGGAGAAGAGUAUGGUUUCAAGCAGCAGGGAACUCUUGUAGUCCCUUGUAGACCUCAGGAAUUGCAGAAGAUUCUAGAUGGUUGGAGAAUGAGACCAGACAGCAUCAAAGGUGCAGGAAGGGAUAUUUAUGUUCCUAAGGAGGUGCAUGAAGAGGUAGAGGAAGUGGACUUUGUAAGGCCUUCAAUGCUCCCCCUUACUCUUAAGGUAAUUACAGUAAAAGUCAAGAUGCUUAGGACGUUUGUUGGGAAGAUAGAGAAGGGUCUCUCACUCUUUGUACACAGAAGACCACCGUUGAGGUACAACAGUGAAGCCACAUGUGUGGUGCCAGAUGACGUUAGGGAAGGUUAUUUUGCUGUUCUUGCAACCAAGGGUGGAGAAUGCAAAAGGUUCGUUGUUGGCUUACAUUACUUGAAUGAUCCUGCAUUCUUAGGAUUGUUGGAUCAAGCUGAAGAAGAGUUUGGUUUCGGGCAAGAGGGAGCUCUUGCAAUCCCUUGUCAACCUCAAGAAUUACAGAAGAUUCUCGAGGGUCAGAGAACAUCCAGAAGCACGAUGUGA